Messenger RNA from Phaedon cochleariae (mustard beetle), 3632 nucleotides. Lineage: Eukaryota; Metazoa; Arthropoda; Insecta; Coleoptera; Chrysomelidae. The record is from the annotation of a GenBank genome assembly.
GGAAGACAGCGCAGGCUCCAAGAAAAAACUUUCCCUUCCGAUGCAGAAACCCAACUCCAGGCCGUUCUCAUUCGCUCAUGGACCGAAGCUGGUCGUACGUGGCGGUGACGAGAAUUUCUUUUCGAAAUUUCUAAAUUUCCAAAUUGCAGUUCGAGGAACCCGUGCCGUGGAAAACCGUCGAGAUGGGUUCGUUGUUCAGGAGCGCGGAGAUGACCCUGUGUCAGCUGUUCUUGCAAAGCGAGGCAGCUUACGCGUGUGUCUCGGAAUUGGGCGAAUUGGGAUUAGUGCAAUUCAGAGAUCUCAAUCCAGAUGUCAAUGCUUUCCAAAGAAAAUUCGUCAAUGAGGUCAGACGUUGUGACGAAAUGGAAAGGAAACUACGAUAUCUGGAAAAGGAAAUAAAAAGAGAUGAAAUUCCGAUGCUCGAUACUGGGGAAAAUCCCGAAGCACCCCAACCAAGGGAAAUGAUCGAUCUGGAGGCAACUUUUGAAAAGUUGGAGAACGAAUUACGUGAAGUGAAUCAGAAUGCUGAAGCAUUGAAAAGAAAUUAUUUGGAGCUGACUGAGCUGAAGCAGAUACUACGUAAGACUCAAGUUUUUUUCGAUGAGCACGAGGGGGGCGUUAACCCCACUGAGUCUAUGACCAGGGCCCUCAUAAGUGACGACUCUAUAGCCCGACAAAGCACUCUUGGCCCCGUCCAAUUGGGUUUUCCGGAUAAACAGUAUGACCCAGAGGAAUACUUUCCAUGUUUUGUAGCUGGUGUGAUAUUGAGAGAAAGAAUCCCUGCUUUCGAGAGAAUGCUAUGGAGAGCAUGCAGAGGAAAUGUUUUUCUACGUCAAGCGGAAAUUGAGACGCCAUUGGAAGACCCAUCAAGUGGCGAUCAAGUGUACAAAUCCGUGUUCAUAAUCUUCUUCCAAGGCGAUCAGCUGAAGACGCGCGUAAAGAAGAUUUGCGAAGGAUUCAGGGCCACCCUGUACCCUUGCCCUGAGGCGCCGGCGGACCGUAGGGAGAUGGCCAUGGGCGUUAUGACGAGAAUAGAGGAUCUCAAUACGGUGCUCGGUCAAACCCAGGACCACCGACACAGGGUUCUGGUGGCCGCGGCUAAAAACAUAAAAAAUUGGUUCGUCAAAGUGCGCAAGAUCAAGGCUAUCUAUCACACCCUCAACUUGUUCAACUUGGACGUCACUCAAAAGUGUCUGAUAGCGGAAUGUUGGGUGCCCGUAUUGGAUUUGGAAAACAUCCAGCUGGCACUCAGAAGAGGAACAGAGCGCAGCGGCAGCUCCGUCCCGCCCAUUCUCAACCGCAUGGACACGCCCGAGGAUCCGCCCACCUACAAUCACACCAACAAGUUCACCUCCGCCUUCCAGGCUCUAAUCGACGCCUACGGUAUGGCGUCGUACAGAGAAAUGAACCCGACGCCCUACACCAUCAUCACGUUUCCCUUUUUGUUUGCCGUGAUGUUCGGUGAUUUGGGCCACGGGUUCGUGAUGGCGCUCUUCGGUGCUUGGAUGGUGUUCAAGGAGAAACCUUUGGCUGCCAAAAAGUCUGAUAACGAGAUAUGGAACAUCUUCUUCGGCGGUCGCUACAUAAUCCUCCUGAUGGGCUGCUUCUCCAUGUACACAGGCCUUAUCUACAACGACGUCUUUGCCAAAUCUCUCAAUAUAUUCGGGUCUAGUUGGCGCAACAACAUCAACGAAUCGUCCAAGAUCGUGGGAACAGAGUUUUUCCUCGACCCGAAAACGACGGAAAGCUAUCUGGGCACUCCGUAUCCCAUCGGCAUGGAUCCAGUGUGGCAGCUGGCCAAGAACAAGAUCAUCUUCCAGAACUCCUUCAAAAUGAAGAUUUCGAUUAUUUUGGGGAUUUUGCAUAUGCUGUUCGGGGUGUUGAUGAGUCUGUUCAAUCACAUGUAUUUCAAGGAUAAGCUGAGUAUCAUCACGGAAUUCAUACCGCAGGUCAUCUUUCUUGUCUUCCUGUUUCUCUACAUGGUGAUACUGAUGUUCAUCAAGUGGUUCAUGUACUUUGCGAACGUAGUUGACACUGACGAAGACUUCCAGCUCGGAACCAGAUGCGCCCCCUCCAUUCUCAUCACUUUCAUCAACAUGAUGCUGAAUCAGAAGACUGUUUAUGAGCCGAGAUGCGGCACUGCUAACAUGUACGCCGGCCAAUUGGGCUUCCAGAAGUUUUUGUUUGUGUGCGCGAUAAUUUGCGUGCCUUGGAUGCUCUUCGCCAAGCCGCUGAUGAUAAUGAGGGGAAGAAAGAACGCGCAGAUGUAUGCGGUGUCGCAUCAGCAGAUGGAAUCCGCCACCGAGAACGGUGACGCGGAACAGCCGAUGCGCAACAGCAACGCGCAGCCUCCCGCUGCUCAAGCGCCUGCGCACGGCGGUCAUCACGAGGAGGAGAUGAGCGAGAUUUUCAUCCAUCAGGGCAUCCACACGAUCGAGUAUGUGUUGGGGUCCGUGUCGCACACGGCUUCCUAUCUUCGUCUGUGGGCCUUGUCUCUCGCUCAUGCUCAAUUGUCCGAAGUAUUGUGGAACAUGGUGUUAAGCAAAGGUCUGACGGUGGAAUCUUGGGUGGGCGGGAUCGCCCUGUACGUCAUCUUCGCAUUUUGGGCCAGUCUCACCGUCUCCAUUCUCGUCCUCAUGGAAGGCCUGUCUGCUUUCUUGCACACCCUACGUUUGCACUGGGUCGAAUUCCAGAGUAAAUUCUACAAAGGGGCAGGUUACGGUUUCCAGCCCUUCUCUUUCGAAAUAAUACUCGAUGCUGCCGCAAUGGCAAAGGAAGAAGUUUAAACAAAUUUAGUAAUAAUUCGAUGUUUAUAGUCCCUCGAAAUAUCAAUAAUAGAUUUGUUGGUCGAUGUGUACUUAUCAUUGGAAGUAAAAAAAAUGCUAGGACAUAUUCAUGAAUGUAUUAGUCAACAGAGAUUGCGCGAUUUACUGACAAGUUUUUUUUUUAUAAUUCGUAGUAAAUUAUUUGAGCCGCAAAAGGUCUUGUAUGUUAUAACCUUCAAUAAACUGUGUAUCAACAAACACACAUUUCGUUUUUAUUACCUGUUUUUCUUAUUCCUAAUGGAAGGUAACUGAUAUACAGGGUCACGAUGUCACGACAAGCUUACACUAUCUUUAUAUCGAGAAUCAGUCGAGAGAAUUUCAUGAAAAUGUGCAUGCUUAUAUUCUAGAAUACGCUACCUUCAUUUAAAAUAUUUUCGACAAUGCAGUGUUGCCGCUUCUACUAAAAAGUAGUAGCAACAUUGAUAUUUCAAAUGGAACACCCUGUAUUUUAUCGCAUUUUAAGAUUCUCCCUGAAGAGCUGAUUUUAUCGAUGUAUCACACUUGGGGUCUAUCGAAAGAGAUUACAGAGAUAUAGGGUGUUCAAAAUAGAGAUUUUUGCCGCAAUGGCAAAGGAAGAAGUUUAAACAUAUUUAGUAAUUCGAUGUUUAUAGUCCCUCGAAAUAUCAAUAGAUUUGUUGGUCGAUGUGUACUUAUCAUUGAAAGUAAUAAAAAAUGCUAGGACAUAUUCAUGCAUGUAUUAGUCAACAGAGAUUGCGAUUUACUGACAAGUUUUUUUUUAUAAUUCGUAGUAAAUUAUUUGAGCCGCAAAAGGUCUUGUAUGUUAUAACCAUCAAUAAACUGUGUAUC